Molecule: messenger RNA, 767 nt
Organism: Pseudomyrmex gracilis
Lineage: Eukaryota; Metazoa; Arthropoda; Insecta; Hymenoptera; Formicidae
Product: protein FAM173B
Exons: 5
Coding region: 21-614 (197 amino acids)
Biological process (GO): regulation of mitochondrial ATP synthesis coupled proton transport; positive regulation of proton-transporting ATP synthase activity, rotational mechanism; peptidyl-lysine trimethylation
Cellular component (GO): mitochondrion
Molecular function (GO): protein-lysine N-methyltransferase activity
Source: RefSeq, a predicted model, not a curated record
CGUUGAACGAAAAAAGUAUUAUGUCAAACAGUGAGUCGCCGCAAAGAUCAUCGUCAAAACUCGGAUUAUUUUUCGUUGCUGCCACAGGUGGAAUCGCAACAGCGAUCACUGUUGUGUGCUUUCCAUUUGUGAGUCCUGCAUUUCGCAAGAUAUGCCUGCCUUACGUGCCCGCUACAAAUCAACAAAUCAAAAAUGUUAUGCAAGCGUUAAAUAAUCGUUCUGGAUCAUUGAUCGACCUCGGCAGCGGAGACGGACGCAUUGUUCUUGCGGCCGCAAAACGUGGUUUUCAGGCCCACGGUAUCGAGUUAAACGUCUGGCUCGUGUGGUAUUCGAGAUUCAAGGCACUGUUAAACGGCGUAUCGAGUAAAACUGCAUUUUUUAAGCAAGAUUUAUGGAAGUACAAUUUGGGAAGAUACAACAAUAUUGUUGUAUUCGGUGUGGAUCAAAUGAUGGAAGAUAUAGAAAGGAAGUUUAAUCAGGAAUUGUACAAAGAUACUUUUGUGAUUGCAUGCAGAUUUCCUCUGCCUAAUACAUAUCCCAUCAUGACAAUUGGACACGGAGUUGACACCGUCUGGGUUUACAAAAAAGGCAUCUUGGAAUUGAAUUUGAAGUAACAAAGAUUUAUAUCUUUAGGUCAAAUGAAUUGCAAUAGAAAUAGGAUCUUUACACAUGUAAUAAGAUCGACAAGUGCAAUAAACUCGGCAAAGUAAAGACGUAAAUCAGUCCACUCAAAGCGCCAGUGUAUCUGACGAUGGUCCCGAUGUAAG